CAGAGUGGUUCGUUGCGCGAUUCUGCUCCGUGUAUUCUGUCGUCGCACGACUCGGUCAACGGUGCAAGCACGCACGAUGCGUGCAUAAGAUUUGAACGUGAACGUUCAUGGAAUCCGUAAGGUCGGGUUUUUUUAAAUUGUGAUCGAAAUAAUAGUGAUUUGAUACUUUCGUGCGUGAAUGUGCGUGAAGCAUACAAUUGAGCGGGUAGAAGCGGUUUAUGAUAAAUCACGAUCAAUCAAGCAAUUACGGUGAGAUAAGAAGAUGGACGAAGAUAUUUGAUACGAGUGCUGUUACAAAGUGCUACCACUGGAAGAUCACCGUGCUUGAACAAAGUGUCAAUUGUGAUAGUGUGAUCUAGGAUCUUGCGAUCAUAAAACUAACUGCCAUUUUGAUCAUUCCUAGAGCAAAAGCUGCUCCGGGGGGUGACGAUUGCAUUCCACCCCCUAUCGGUACAGUGAGAGCGAGUGAGUGAGUGUGUGAGUGGGAAAUCGAACCGAAAUAAGGGUUCCCGACACGAUACGCAAAGAAGCUGAUCCGAUUGUCGGAAAGGCGCGCAAAUCGGUAGCUUCCGGAACGGGGUGGCCCGAUUAUGUGAAAGGCUCCCCCUCAACAGGCUCUCCAUAUCCUUCCCCGGUCGUUCUAUCGAAAGGUCCCCCUUCCCCCUCACCCUCCCGGACACGAGCAAGGAAUCGGGAAGCUCACCUCUUCAUCGGUUCGGCACAGUCGCCUCGGUUAGCAUUUAAUCCUUAGCCGUCGAGUCGAACGCAACGCGCAACCGAAGUCGGUCGUGAGAGGUUUUGAGUCAGCGUAUGCCAGGCGAUAAGUUUUCCACCAUCGACAAUGUUACAGACCACCUGUGUCCAGGUGUGAUGAAUUUUGGGGAAGUUUUCGAGAAUUUUAAACCAGUGCCUGCCAAGCGGGAUACCGGGCACGGUGUGUGCAGUGUGAAUAAACAGUGUGAGUGGAGUCCGUGAGUGGAAACAGUGCAUUGUGGAGUUGGUAAGAUCAGCUGUCAUUAUCGGUGUUUUCUAAUCUGUGUCAUGACAUUAGUGGUUGAGGCGAGAAAGCAGCAGCCUGGAAAACAUUGACUAAGCCCCGACUCUACGAUCGAGGGUCAGUGCAGUGUGAGUGUGAUCAGUGGCAGCAGAACACGGCAACACCGGCAAGGCUCAGCAAACGGCGUGGUGCAUGUUGUUUAGCAUGGAUUUUCAGAGUGCAAUGGAAACCUUCGCUGAAGCUUGGGUCGCCGCCAGCACUGGAGAACAGACACAAGCGCUCGCCCUAACACGCUCAAAGUCCCCGAAAAAGGACGGCUCGAUGCCAGUGUCGCCGUCGCAGCCCACCGAGCGGGACGCGGAAAUGACCAGCCCGAAAGCCAUCGCCGGCUCGGCCGUCGCUUCCUCCGGCUCCAGCAGCAGCAGCAGCAACAGCAGCAGCAACAGCUGUUCCGCCGAACCACCAACCACCGCCACCGAUCGCAUCCAGCCGCCGGAAGUGAACGGUGCAUCGAACCACCAUCUGCCAACCGCCAGCAACGGUGGCUCCAGCUCCACCACCAAUCCACCGUCCACCUCCGGUCCGCCGCGGUCGGAGCUCGGUCCCAGCCUACAUCCAGCGAUCAGCGUGUCCCAGUCGCUGCUGGCCGCAGCCGCCACCGUUAAUCGGUCCGGUACGCCACGCAUCAGCGUUUCCAGCUCGCUGACGGCGCCCGAAAACAACGGUCCCGGACAAACGGGACCGUCCGGGCGGGAUAGCCAUCCUCCGAAUGGGCCGCCGCCGCCGCCGCCCCACGUCGACCGAACCAUCCUACAGUCACCGGUGGCCGCCGUUGCUGCAGCCGCCGCCGCCAUGCAGGACCGGAAGCAGGAGUUUGACUUCAGCAAAGUGAAUGCUAAAUCCUUACCGCUCCAUUGCGUGGUUGAGUCCGUCAGUUCACUGCAGGCGACGCUCAACUUUGACACCCGCAGCCCCUGGAAGCGGCGGCCCAACAUCGAAACCGACAGCUACGUCAUCAUACCGGCCGCGACGCCAUUUUGUGAUAUCGUUACGACCGCGCUCCAGCGGCUCGGCUACUCCACAGAGAUCUCCAAUGCAGCCCGAGGUUCCAUCGCGAUCAAAAACUGGAAAUCCCUCUCGCUCGAUGCCAUCUCGGACAAUCCGCUCGUGUCGGUCAGCGACAUACUCGGCGAGCUGACCUCGGUCGUGACGCUGAAGAUAACGAUCCUGCGCAACAAACCGUCCCAGCUGGCCGAAAUCAAGGAUAAACUGUUGAAGCUGCUGAUUCUCCAGUCACACGCACUGCUCCGGUCGACCGGCUGUCCGCUGGAUGAGAUAACGCUAUCGCAAAUAUGCCGCAGCCCGCUGCAGAACACGUUCCCCUUCACGCCCGAGAUCACGGACGAGACGCGGCGCAACUUCGACCAGUGGUGGAGCAACCAGCUGGCGCCGCAGCCGAACCCGAUCGCCCACAAGAUACUGCCGUUCGCGAACCCGCAGCCGAGCGAUCAUCUCGACUUCUCCGCCCACGGCUUUCCGAGCCUGCACGGGGUGAAGCGGGACACGGCCGGCUCGCUGCUGGCCGGCGACGGCGGGGCAGCGGCAGCAGCAGCGGCAGCGGCCGCCGCCGCCGCCGUCGCCCACCACACCAACCAGCACCACAACCUGGUGGUGCAUCCGGCCCUCCAGACCGUCCACUCGCAGUACCCGAACCAGAAGACGCGCAUGCGCACCAGCUUCGAUCCGGAGAUGGAGCUGCCGAAGCUGCAGCGCUGGUUCCAGGAGAACCCGCACCCCUCCCGCCAGCAGAUCCAGUCGUACGUGGUGCAGCUGAACUCGCUCGAGUCGCGCCGCGGCCGCAAGCCGCUCGACGUCAACAACGUGGUGUACUGGUUUAAGAAUGCGCGGGCGGCCCAGAAGCGGGCCGAGAUGCGCCAGGGCAUGACGAACGGGUUCGGCACGCCGGGCAUGAUGCUGUCCCAGGCGGACUACAUGAAAAGCUCGCCCAGCGCACCGUCCGAGGACAUUGACAACCUGUCGCAGGACGAGAUGGACGACGAGCUGGACCGGGCGAUAUCGCCGCAGCUGCCGCUGUCGCUGACGAUCCACGAGCGCAACCAUCCGCUAACGCCGUCCGACACCCAUCCGACACCGAUCAAGCAGGAGCAGCACGUGGGAUCGGCAAGUCCGCCACCGUCACCUUCGCCCAACCACGAGCACAGCGCGGGCAACUCGAGCGCAGCAGCUGCAGGUGCGGGUGGCAGCAGUAGCAGUAACGGUAACAGCGGAGUAGGUCUCAGCGCGAGUGGUAUCAGUCUCAACAACAACAACAACAACAGCAGUACGAACAACAACAACAACAACAACAACAACAAUGGGAACAACGAAUCAUCCGUCAACGAUUCGACACUGAACGAUGAGCCGAAAUCGAACUACUCGAACGAGCGCAGCAACUCCCCGCAGCGCUCGUCCCGUUCGCCCGCCUCCGAGGAUCUCGACAUGGACGAGCCGGACGUGAGCAACAUGGACGACUAUCGGUCGCCCUCGCCCGACUCCAAGCGCCAGCUGCCCUUCCCGAUGAACAACCCGAUGCUGUCCCACUCGAUCAUGUACAUGUCGCACUACAUCCCGGCGAUGCAGGGCGCAGCCGGGAUGCAUCUGAAGAGCGAGUUCGCCCCGGGCGGGCACGGUCCGCUCGGGCAGGGCGGGCUCAACCUGUCCUUCAACAGUGACGAGCGGCGGAAGCGCAACCGCACGUUCAUCGAUCCGGUUACCGAGGUGCCGAAGCUGGAGCAGUGGUUCUCGAUGAACACGCACCCAUCGCACAACCUGAUCCUGAAGUACACCGAGGAUCUGAACCGAAUGCCUUACCGCCAGAAGUUCCCCCGGCUGGAGAGCAAAAACGUGCAGUUCUGGUUCAAGAACCGGCGGGCCAAGUGCAAGCGGCUCAAGAUGUCGCUGUACGAUCCGGCCCAGCUAGCGAACCUGGGCGAGCAGGCUCAUCUGGCCGCGCUGCACGAUGCGCCCCACCUGUCCGGGCUGCACGAAGCGUCGCAGAUGCAUCCGUUCCAUCACGGCGAUCGGGACUAAGUUGCGAGAUUAAGGAAGAGAUCGUACACGAACCAAAGACGGAGCAAGAUGUUUUGUUUGUUUGUUUUGGUGUAGGGAGUAGGCGAAAAAGCCGAAAGCCAUUCCAGCGCUGCAGUGAGGCAACUGGUUGUACAGCAGCAAAUAAGCAAAGCGCAGUUCGUUUCCUAAUCGUUAGACGUAAAUAGCAACCCUUGUCGCUCGGACAGUGUCCGGGGUGGGUUUUGUAAAGUAGUACAAGCCAUGCCAGUAGGUGUUAGAUUUAAUAAUCAACGAAUCAAAACGAACGCUAGAAUGUAUGGGAUCACAUUCCACUUAUAUUUAAUAUGAUUUCCUCCUUCUUUUAACGUUUUCCAAACCGUCAACUUUUUCAGUUCCUUCGGGCAGUAUGGAAGCGCUGGCCCAUGGCGGCUCCAAAUGCGAACACGCCUCACAAGCAUUUGAAAUGUUUCGAUGAAAUAUUUCAAACUCAAGAGUUCACUGAGUUCACUGAGGGAUUAUUCCAUUACGGGCUCAUAUUUCUAAGUCAACCCGUGGGUUUCUUGGUAAACCAUAAAGCCUCCCAAAACACAACUCCGACCACUAUCGUGGGGUAAAAAGGUUAUCGCGCAAUAAUUAACAUAAUAAUGAAUUCCCACUUCAUGAAAAAUUCACAUCCCGCUACACGUGUUCCGCCACAGCGUUAAGCUCUUUUUCGCCAUCAUCAGAAACCUGCGUUCGGUGCUGCGCUGAGCCUACCUGCUUGAUCAUUUUUAUACGCCCACGCUGGGACAAUUCCAACCCAACAUGCAUAAUGCAAGCGGGGAGGGGUUUUGUAAUCGGGUUUGUAAGUGCAGGCAAAAAUUACCACCGUCCGUCCGAUACUGCCCCUAUCGGCUUUCAUCAUACCGAUCACCCGGGGUAAAGCUUUUUCUUUCCUGCUCCUGCUGCUGCGGGGAAUUUUGUAAUAUUUUACGCUUCCAGCAGCUUCUUUCUUGUGUGCGUGUGAGAGUCUCUUUGUUGUGGUCGCUCCAGUGGUGCAUUUAUGAUCGGGUGUACGAACAAUUUGUGCGCUAUUAUCGCGCGCUGCCGAAUUUCGGUGGGUCGAUGUGGCAUGGCAAGGAAGGGGCUGUGCAUUACGCUCCUAAUUAUAUAAUUAAACCCGAAAACAGAACUGGCACAUAGCGCACGGUGCGCACACAUUUUUGCACCGGUGUAGCGAAAAGUGCAGCUCAAAUGAAGGCGGGCAGCCCCACCUCCCAGACGCCCGCGCACUCGCUUGUUUGACAAUUUCAUGAAAGAGCCCACGCAACACAACAGCGGAACAGGGGUGAUACUUUCUGCUGCUGAUUGAUUUAAUGAUGGAAAGUAACACCAAUCGACACACACGGCGGUGGUGGUAGUGGUGGUAGUGGAAAUUAUCCCAUCGAAAACCUCCCCCCGAAUGGAGGCGCAUGGUUGCGCUUGCACGAGCGGAGAGAUUUUCCAGUUCAACAACAAAGCAACCGGGGUGCGGUUGAUGCCGCCAACAAAACGGCCGAACCGAUUUCCCGCCCGUUUUUUGCAAGAGAGAGAAGGCGGCUUACAACAUUCAACUCGUUGUUCGGCCAUUUCCUAUCACGGUGGACUGUGCGUUAUGGGGCGUAAGUUGUGUACAAUCCUUUUCCCGUUUUUUUUUAUUAUUUUCAUUAUUUUAACACACCACCCCACCCACCCAAACUCCGCGCAUUUCGUACGACCCCGCGUGUCGUAGGCUGCUUCACGUGAAAAAGCAACGCAUCGUCUCCACUCGACACGAGGCUUUCAAAGCUCACCCAAAGGCAUCGCGCCACCCCGUUUCCAUCCCGUGGCAUUAUAUUUAUGAUUAUUUAUUAAUUAAUAGGCGGAAAAUAAACUCCCAUUUUCGAACACGCCCUCACCCUCCCGCUCUGCACCACUUUUCCCUAGCACGGGGAACUACCACUUUGCCCGCAGGAUAUUGUGGCAGCUCUGGGUUCUAUCAAUCAGUGCGGAUAAUUUUGCGGUGCAUUUCAUUUUGAUGAUGCGGCCUACCAACCCACCCGCUGGCAGAGUAAAAUGGGGUAUAAACGUUUUUCCCCCAUCCCGGGGUGGCUUAUUAUUUUCGGCUGGAAGCACCAAUCAAACAGCAUUCGGGUAUGAGAAGCGCUCGCUCGCACGCACACACACAGAUGCGCUUAAAAACCGCGCGCUUAUUACAUUACAACGGGCUAUAAUAAUUUCAGCGAUCACGAGUUCGUGCGAGCCACCUGUUGUAGGGCUCGAUGGGCCGACCACGACUUUUUUUUAAAUUGAGUCUAUUUGUUGGUAGGGAAAAGGGCAUUGAACACUAAAUGAUUUCAUUACAUGGUGGUGGAAGAGGCGAUGUUUUCUUCCUUAAAAUUGUGUGACCAAAAUGCAGCGACAGAGUAUUCAGGACAACUGAACAAAACAAAAAAAAACGAUCUCCCAUACAUUAUCAAACGGUCAAAUUUAGCUAACAAGCAUGGUUUUAUGUUUCUUUCAUACCCUCCCUUUGCUUGUGGUCUCCCCCUUUACCGCAACGCUAUGACGCGGUCACGCAGUGGCUCCCUUGGGUUUGGGAGCAAAUCCUCAUCACAUCAAAAUAGGCUUACGCGGUUAUUUCCUACCGGCAUCACGCGGUGGUAUCACACUAAUUGGAAAAUUUGCUAAUGUGAGAGUAACGGCUCCACGUCCUGCACGCGAAGGGGGGGCGUUGUCCAAAUGGGGUGAUAAUGCAGCUUGCCAGGGCCAUCCAGCCAAUUGCGAGAUCAUGGCAUACACGUGGAGCAAACGAGCCCACCGCCAGUGAACCAGUUGCAAUUCAUAUGAUUUGUGAUCGUUUAAUGCGUGAUUGCGUGUGCGUGGAAAAAGGACACUGAAUUGUGGCCAUAUACACGUGCUGCAAUGGAGCCCGGCGCACGUCCAGUACAGAGAAUUGGUUUUUUGUUAUUUAUAAUCCGUCUAAAUGUAGCUCCCCAAUUUAACACUUUCCCAAAAGUAGUUGAACUCUAUUUAUUUCUUAGCUCAUUGUAUAGUAAGUGCUCUUCGUUUGCUGAUUGCCAGUAUGUUUAGAGAAAGAAAAACUUUGCGAGCAACGAACGUAUGUAAAACGCACGGUAUUAAAUACCUUUCACGUUAUUUAAUUCUUAAAUUGUUUCCUACUUCCCCCUUCUUUUUUUUUGUUCGCACUCUCUUCUUCGUUGAAAUGGCUUUUAGCAAAUGUGUUUUAUUUUUCUUUGUCUUUAUUUUGUGAUUUACUUUAUUCCUCGUUUGCCCCUUCUCUUCACACCGGUGUAUAGUAGCGGUACGAACGGACUAAAAUCAAAUAAUAGACAACCCUCUCGCCCGCCAAGCUGCGUGACGGCGGGGAAGUGAGAGCGAUCAAUGUUUAGGUUAAGGUAAAACUGAUACACGAAAAACAACAUGCUAGUGAUGAUAGUGAUGAUCAAACACAUUAAUGUAAAUAGUACACUUAGUGGUAGGAAGGAAGGAAGUAAAAGCUGUUAAAGCAUAAGCAAAAACGCAAGUAAAGAAAGACAAAACGAAUAGGCUCAAUUCAGAUACGAAGCAACGUAGUUGUUAAGAUUUAGCGCAAGUUUAAUAAAAUUAAAAAAGUAUCACCAGAGACACCACCACCAGCACACACACACACACACUGUAAAAAUUGGGAAACGUUUUUUCUCACCUUCUCACCACACAUAUAAGCACGUAAAUUUUACACAGCAAAAUGCACACACAAACACACCUUACACUAAGGACACAAAAUUCACUACUUAGCUUGUAGGGAGAGAAGUUAAAACAUAAAUACAUCCCCCCAAAAAACAUGCAAAAACAUUGUUCCACUGCUGCCAGUGCCAGUAUCUCAAAGUAACUUUACUAUCAAAAACCUUUCGUAAAAGCAUAACAAGGGCCACGUGGGGUCACUUGCGGCCCGUGUAGUACGAUACUAAUACAAUCGAUAGCAACUCGAUUAUCGCAUCUCGUAAGCAGAUCCAAACACAGAGCGGAGCAGAAGCGCAUUUUAAGCAUUUAUUCUAAUAAAAUAAAACCCAAAACCCCCAAAACAGUUCCACUAAUCGUUUAGAAAGCAUUAAUAUGACGACGAAUGAGGCCAUAGACGACAAGGGGUGGAUGCUUUGCAACUGGGUAAGGCGAUCGCUUGCAGACAGUUUAGAGCCAGGAAGCAGAAGAAUAAGAAAACAUAAUUUAAACAAACUCAUUCCAACGCGUUGUAAAGAAUCGAACCGAAUAGAACAUGAAAUAAAAUACGUAAAACCUUUACUUCAAACAAACAGCUGUAUGAAUGCAAGAAAUAUAAAAACCAUACAUGAAUUAUAUCAA
This is a messenger RNA of Anopheles merus, 8425 nucleotides long. It is a transcript of the gene dve, whose product is annotated as WD repeat-containing protein DDB_G0292056. NCBI's taxonomy places the organism in Eukaryota, Metazoa, Arthropoda, Insecta, Diptera, Culicidae. Gene Ontology annotation, molecular function: DNA-binding transcription factor activity, RNA polymerase II-specific; RNA polymerase II cis-regulatory region sequence-specific DNA binding. The transcript has 6 exons. The coding region runs from base 1190 to 4087 and encodes 965 amino acids. Gene Ontology annotation, biological process: chromatin remodeling; regulation of transcription by RNA polymerase II. The record is from RefSeq and is a predicted model, not a curated record.